Ceratosolen solmsi marchali is the source of this 1040-nucleotide messenger RNA. RefSeq names its product Golgi to ER traffic protein 4 homolog. The coding region runs from base 29 to 997 and encodes 322 amino acids. Gene Ontology annotation, cellular component: cytosol; BAT3 complex. Gene Ontology annotation, biological process: protein insertion into ER membrane. The transcript is spliced from 6 exons. The record is from RefSeq and is a predicted model, not a curated record. Gene Ontology annotation, molecular function: protein binding. Lineage: Eukaryota; Metazoa; Arthropoda; Insecta; Hymenoptera; Agaonidae.
UGUAUAUAUAUAUAUCUAAAUACUAAAGAUGGAAAUGCAUAGCUAUGAUGGAAUUAAAAGAGUGUUAUUAAAACUUGAAAAUUCAAUAAAUAAUGGAUAUUAUUAUGAAGCUCAUCAGAUAUACAGAACUCUAUAUUUUCGAUAUCUUGGACAGAAAAAAUAUUUGGAAUUAAUUCAGUUACUAUAUAGCGGUUCUCUUCGUCUUCUACAAUGUGGACAACACACUAGUGGAGCUGAUUUGGGCAUUUUGUUGAUUGAUGUAUUAAAAAAAUCAGAAAUUGAACCAUCCCAAACAUAUUUCCAAAAAAUCGUUGAUUUAUUUUCAUUGAUGACUCCUUCUUCUCCAGAAAGACAAACAUUUGUUCAAAAGGCUGUACGAUGGAGUACAAUUGGUUCAAUAUUUAAAACUGGACAUCCUAAUUUUCAUCAAAAAUUAGCACAGGUUUAUUGGCAUGAAAAAAAUUAUACUUCUGCUAGACAACAUUUUUUAUACACUAAAGACGGUUCUGGAUGUGCAUUAAUGCUAAUUGAACUUCAUCAACAACAAGGAUAUUCAAAUGAAAUGGAUCUCUUCAUAACACAAACGGUUCUUCAGUAUCUUUGUUUAAAAAAUAAAUCUACAGCAGAUGAAGCUUUUAAAUCAUUUAUUAACAAACACCCUAAAAUAAAAGGAGGUCCACCAUUUCUUCUUCCUUUAUUAAAUUUCUCAUUUUUUUUAUUAAAAACAAUCGAAUCUUCAAUCAUUUUUAGUGGACAAGUUACUAUAUUUACAAUUCUAUGCGAACAGUAUCUUUCAAGUUUAACUAAAGAUCCAUCUUUUCUACAAUAUAUUGAUAAAAUAGGACAAUUAUUUUUUAAUAUUCAACCACGUCAAAAUUCAAAUAGGGGUUUAUUGAAUUCAUUUCUGCAAUCAUUUUUUGAUGGAUUAGAAGAUGAAAAUAACGAAAAUCGAACAAUGAAUACUUUAACUUCACAUUUAAUAUCAGAUUUUGAUUAAUAUUUUACUAUAUUGUAAAACUAAAUACAUAUUUUAACUUUGA